Messenger RNA from Ixodes scapularis (black-legged tick), 759 nucleotides. RefSeq lists its product as uncharacterized. The transcript is spliced from 2 exons. Gene Ontology annotation, molecular function: nucleic acid binding; RNA-DNA hybrid ribonuclease activity. The record is from RefSeq and is a predicted model, not a curated record. NCBI's taxonomy places the organism in Eukaryota, Metazoa, Arthropoda, Arachnida, Ixodida, Ixodidae. The annotation marks the transcript as partial.
AUGGGAAUAGAACAAGGAGUUACAUCACUGGCAGAACAAGAAGCAACCAUACAGCAGGGCCUCAAUGUUAUCCGCGAUUAUGUACAAAGUAUUGGACUCAGUUGCUCACCCGAAAAGUCGGAGUACGUAGUUAUCCUAGAUUCCAAUACUAAAGAUGCCGAGAAGACUAGGGACCUCAUCCGUCUCGAACUCAACGGAACAAGUUUUGCACCGAUCAAGAAAUUACAAGAAACAGGCCUCUUUAACACCCUUGAGGAGCGCAUCAGCUUCCACCACUCCGCCCAGUACCAGCGCCUCCAAACAUCCACACAGGGCAGGAACAUCCUCAGAAGUCUUCAUUUCGACAUAUCCAACAUGCCUGACAUCCCGCCACUGGAACCACCAUGGGACAGUGUGCCAAGAAUAGAGAUCAGGCCAAUACCAAAGAACAUGCACCGCAUCGAGAACAAGGCCCGGCGGGAACACCGCACAUUCCACCUUUCACAUAACACUACCACCACAUACUACUACACGGACGCCAGCUACAACAACGAGACAAAACUAGGCAACACAGCUGUUGUUGGCCCAGAAUUCAAGAAGGCCCAUCACCACUCCAACGCCCCUACGUCAACAUCACUUGAGAUCCAGGCCAUCGCAGAAGCCAUCCAGCAGCACAAUGGUACCGACAACAUCACCAUACGCACAGAUAGUCAAAGCGCCAUACGCCACUUCAGACAGAACACGCUACCGGUUCACAUCAGAGCUGUACUAGUCAAGCAU